CACCUGGUAGUAAGCAUAAUGAUAUUCUCAUUAUGGGCUGCACUAAGCUUCUUGAUGAUUUCAAGGUUGAUGACCAUAGAUGUGAUUUCCACAGAAUUUUCAUUCAACCACUGAUUGCUUUCUACUUGAGAUACAUAGUUGAGGUGCCAGAGAAGUGGUUUUUGGAUGCCAUAAAUAUGAAUUUGGAGACCAUGAUUGGAAAAUGUAGUAGUGUGGAGAAAGAGCUACAUGUGGUUUUUCUUGAAAACAGUAUGAAGCUAGAUCAGAAGUGCUUGGGAUAUGUUUUGUCUAACUUGGAUGCACCUUACAAAUCUAACUUGGAUGCAUCUUACAAAUUCAUUGAAAGAGGAUCUUCACUGGUUCAGUACAUCUCAGACCCUGGUUUUCUCGAAAAUAAUACUGAGCGGUCUCCUUGUAGAGCAAGCAGAUGUCUAUCCAAAGAGUCCGUGUGAAUUGGAAGGGGCAAUUAAUUGGAAAAAGGUUCAAGGAUAUCAGGUUGUUCUUGGUAUAGCAGCAUUGAAGUUAUACCUCUUUUAUGUUUUUACUGUUUGGUCUAGAAUUAUCGUGGAUGUGGUCGUUGCCAUUUUAUUGUCCAGAAUAUCAUUGAUAAAACAACAAUAUGCAUGGCUACAAUUUUUGUUAGGUGGAUCAGUUGCACCGAUGUCAACCGAUGAUAUAGACAUUAGUAAUAUUCGGGAGUUUCUUGCUUCUACCGUGCUUCUAAAUAAUGUGGAAAGAGAUGAGAAUUUAAUUGCAGCUCUUGCAUCGUCUCUUGGGAAAGAUUGUAGUGGCUGCAUUAAAAAUGGUGAGCUUGAUCAGUCUUGCAAGAAGAUUUAUCUAUGUCAUGAUCAAUUCAAAGCAUUUGUAAGGUCAAACUUGUACAUCUGCAAAUGGUUUGGGUUGUCAGUGAUAUGCGUACAGGGGCUUACUUUGUUAUUGGCCAUAAUACUCAAAGCUCUUGGGCUAUAUCAUUAUUAUGAUAGUGAUGAUGAUUAUACUCUUGAGAGGGUUUCACUUCUGAAUUGCUUGCCUCCUUGUGUCUUUGGCAACACUACUUAUGGGUCCAAAUAUGAUAUUUGGCAUGUACUGAUGAUCAUUUUUGGUGAUUAUUUGUGGACUAUGUAUGAUCAACCUAAAGACAAUAUUCUUAUUGGAGAUAUUGAACUACUUGGAGUGCUUGCAAUUUUUAUCAGUGCAUUGGUCCUAGGUGGAGCUCAUGAUCAAUUAUUCUGGUAUUACAAGUCAAGGAUCAUGAAGUACCUCAAGGAAUUGGCUCAAGUCUUUGACAUUAAGAGUCAAAUGGAGACUCUGGUGGAUUAUCAAUUGGAUACUAAACAGAUUUAUGAAGAAAGCUGCAUUAAUGGAUCUGUAACAAAAACAAAAGAGAUGCAACUCAAAGCUAUGGUAAUUGACACUAGCUUGGGUAGUGACUUGGAUGAUGAAGCAGGGAGACCAGUUAAGGUACUAACUGACAUAGAUCAAGCCUCUCAUGCUUGUCUAUUUGCAUGGAGGACCUUUUCAAUUGUCGCCUUUCUGAUUCUGGGUGCACUGCUGAUAUCAGUCACACAUGCAAUGAGUAUCAUUGCUGCAUCAUUUGUUCAGCUCAGUAUUGAGGUUGACGGGUACAACAAUGAUCAGCCUUUAACAUGUAUUGCUAAGAUCACUGGUAUGAGCCAUCGAAUUCCACAAGUACAAUGUCACUUGUUGGAAGUUGGAAGACAUUUCAGGCUUGAGGUCAAGCUUGUUCUUUGAGCAAGUGGAAAUGUUAUGAUUCUAUAUUCUUACAUGGGCUAUCGUUGUUGUAUGGGCUUAUUUGGGCCUUUUGUUACAUGAGUCCAAUACUUCUAGAUGCUUUGUUUCAGCUUAAAUAGUCAUUAGAACUUGUAAUGGAUCAUCGAAGAAUUAUUGAAUCAGUUCAUUUCAUUUGUU
Molecule: messenger RNA, 1929 nt
Organism: Rosa rugosa (rugosa rose)
Lineage: Eukaryota; Viridiplantae; Streptophyta; Magnoliopsida; Rosales; Rosaceae
Exons: 3
Coding region: 280-1752 (490 amino acids)
Source: RefSeq, a predicted model, not a curated record